This is a messenger RNA of Anopheles nili, 734 nucleotides long. RefSeq names its product chromatin modification-related protein MEAF6 (gene Eaf6). The record is from RefSeq and is a predicted model, not a curated record. The transcript has 3 exons. Gene Ontology annotation, cellular component: NuA4 histone acetyltransferase complex. Lineage: Eukaryota; Metazoa; Arthropoda; Insecta; Diptera; Culicidae. Bases 6 to 734 code for a protein of 242 amino acids.
ACGAAAUGUCCACAAAAUCCUCUAACAACAUUGACAGCCGUUCCGAGCUGGCCGACCUCGUCAAGCGGAAGGCGGAAAUUUCGGAAACGCUAGCUAAUCUGGAACGGCAAAUCUACGCCUUUGAGGGCUCGUACCUGGAAGAUACCCAACUGUACGGAAACAUUAUCCGCGGUUGGGAUCGAUACUUAACCACGAACAAAACCACCAACUCGAAGGCGGACAAGCGUAACAGAAAGUUUAAGGAAGCUGAGCGGCUCUUUUCAAAGUCGUCCAUUACCUCGAUGGCGGCUGUAAGCGGAUUAGUAGACACGAGUGACACGAAACACGAGCGCAACUCGGAAUCCGACUCCAUGACGAACGAUGAUUCGAGUGACAAUCAGGUGGGGUCGAUGUCGACCGUCAACCAUUCCUCAAGCACGGGUCGUGAACCGGCAACGGCUGCGGCAAUGUCCGCGGCGGCUGUCCCUGGGACGGGGCAUGAUAGUGCGCAGAAAAAUUCCGUCAGCAAAUCUCUGACCAACCAGUCCAAGUCAAACACUGACAAAUCGUCCGCCGCCUCGUCCAGCUUCCUAAACCGCGCUACAACGCCCACCAAGGAAUCGAACAAUUCCUCUAGCUUAGCCAAAGAGUCGGCCACCAAUAGCAGCACACCCAGCAGCACUGCCAAACACAAAGCCAGUAACAUUGGCUCAAUGAAAAAGGGUAGUUCGAAUAAAAAGGUGCGACACCGCUAG